This is a messenger RNA of Meleagris gallopavo (turkey), 4040 nucleotides long. Lineage: Eukaryota; Metazoa; Chordata; Aves; Galliformes; Phasianidae. The record is from RefSeq and is a predicted model, not a curated record.
AUGAAGCUACAUUUGUUCUUUGCUCCUGACAAAGCAGGAAAAGCCAACCAUAAAAGGAGACCCGGGGACUUAUGUAAGCCAAAGAUAAAGGAUUCCCUAAUCCGUGAGAGUUCCCCGCCGGAACCUCCCCGGAGGGGUUCUGAGGACAUCCGGGGCUUCUCGUCCCCUCCCGAUGACAAUGACCGGAGAAUCUCCCACCACUACCCCACAGUGGAUACAAAUUCCUUUGUGGUCUCAGGAUGGAAAUCACCAGGUGCAUGGGAACUAAACAAUGCAGUGACUUCACAUCUCUACACUGAAAAAGGAUACUUGUCUGUCUCUCUAGUGCUGAAUAAAGACAUCACAGCCUGCAGGACCUCUACCAUCACAGGAACAUUGAAACGCCCAUCACUACAGGAUGAAGAGAAAUUGAAGCUCAAUCAUCAGAAGGGGUCAUCAAACUUUAACAGUCUUCCAGCCAAUGUGUCCAAGUUGCAUCUUCAGGGCUCCCCACACUACCUGGGGGCCAUCAACCUGAAUGAGUUCAGCAAUCACAGUCUCACUCUGAAGAAGGACAAGAAUCAACCACCUAAGUCUAUCUACAUUUGUGACGGGGACAUCUUCAAGAAGUUGGACUCAGAACUCUCCCGGGCACAAGAACAAACACUGGACACCAGCUAUGUCAUUCUGCCUACCAAUACAUCUACCUUACGGGCCAAACCACCCAAGGAUGAGAGCAAAUACAGCAUCAAUAUAGACCAGAUGCCCCAGACACGGCUGAUCCACCUCAGUAUGGCUACCGACCCAGGUUUUGUCGUCAAAAGUCCUCCACGGGAACCUGUGACCAUGACUUGCAGUGAGGUGCAAGGUUCUCCCAUGAUACAACAGCAGCAGCAGCUGCCUCCACAGAAUAUCCCCAGUGAGUCACAGAUUCCCAACAGCCUGUGUGACACAGGUGACUCAGGGAACUCAGGUGUGGUGUCCAAGAGUGAGACCGUCUCCACGCUCUCCAUGAGCUCCUUGGAGAGACGGAAAUCACGGUAUGCAGAACUAGAUUUUGAGAAAAUCAUGCACACAAGAAAACGUCACCAAGACAUGUUCCAAGAUCUGAAUAGAAAACUUCAGCAUGCAGAGAAGGAGAAGGAGUCUCCAACAACGGACAGCAAGCAAGAAAAACAGCAGACACCAAACAAGAGACCCUGGGAAGGAAUCAGGAAAGUCCAGUCCCCACCGUCAUGGGUUAAAAAGGACAUCGAACCUGUGGCACAAUCUCCCCUAGAACUAAAAACUGUAGAGUGGGAGAAAACAGGGGCCACCAUCCCUCUGGUGGGACAAGACAUUAUUGACCUUCAGACGGAGGUCUGAGCGGAAGGGGAAGAAAGGGACUUUUUUUUCCAGAAAACAAAUGAAACAAACAAACAAAACCACGUUUUAAAGAAAUGAUUAAAUUAAAUCGGAACCGAGCGAGAGAAGUGUUUGGUUUCUUUUGAAACCUUUGGUAAGACGGAGUAACUUUUGUAUUGUUCUCAGCAGAGUGGGGAAAUAUUGCUUUAUAGAGUAUAGUAGAUGUAGGUUCAGGACAACACGAGCUUUGCCAGGUAGGACUGGAGAAGAAGUGAGCCUGGAAGAGAGCGAGGAGGAGGCAGAGGGUGGGGAGGAGCCCUAUUGAGAUGUUUUGGGGAAGAGCCCUGACGAGAUGCUUUGGGGCCACUGCCAUACGCCGGGACCCUUCCUGCUGUGCCACGGAGAGCUGCAGAAGGACACCCAGAAACCACCACCAUGGGCCAGGAAGAUAGAGGUUGUCUGGGGAGAACAGGAGGUGACGUCGGCGGGAGCCUCACCGGGAUGCGUUGUGGCUGUUGGUCCUGGAAGAGACACAACCUAUGGCAUCCCUUGCCAGUCCUCAUUUCCCACCUCUCCCUCAUCAUCUCAUCUGAGAAGGAAGGAACUGGGAUCUGUCAAGCGGUGGCUGAGGAAACGUUCCCACUUCUUCAUGCUACCCCAUGAUCUGGUGUCCUGGCAUCUCUGCAGCAUAUCCGUAAGGGGGCGGGGGAAGUGGUGGUGAGAGUCACGUCACCUGUGGCUUAGAGAGAGAGGUAAGGUGGGGCUUUCUCCUCUCAGCCCUUCAUGGUGGAGCUCCUGUGCACCCUAAGGGAUGGGACAAGCACUGGAGAAAUGAACCACCUCCAAAAUCUGCUCGCCCUGUCUCCAGAGAAAGGGUUGAAGGUGUUAGAAAAACAGACCAACAAGAAGAAUGUAGGUCAUUUCAUUGACUGUUACAUAGAUAAACUCAGCACGGGCCUUGCAAAGGUCUGCUUGGCCUCAUCCUUUUUUCUUUUUCCUGUUACUUUUCCUUCCUUUUGGACUCAGAUUUGUUCCAAGCUGCCCCUCCCUGGAAGGCAGAGAGAGAAAGAGGGAAAGACAGAUCCACCAAUGUACCUGGAGAUAUUUGGUAUACAGAGAUGUUGCCUUAGGACAUUGAGACAAACUGACAACACAAAUAAUGUCCACUUGGAAACAAACAAACAAACAAAAAAAUAAUCUAUUUUUUUCCUUCUUCUUUUCUUUUCUUCAAUAAAAAGAGAACUUGAAACCCGAGACCUUUCCUUUCUUUGGCUCUUGUCGUUUCGAAUACCUUUCUGUGCCGUACAAAUACACAGGCAUGGGGUGAGGAUGCCACCUACUGAAGGUGGAAGGCAAGUUGCUGAGUGGAAAGUUUGGGAUGGUGGGAACACACAGCCCCAUCGCUGCUCACUUGCAAUACUUCGCUUUGCUUUAUUCAUUUUCAGCUGUGGUUAUUUUCCCCUUAUUGGCUCUUCUCCUUCCACUGUGCCCAGAGCCAACAGGCAGGUUUAUACUCCUACCAGAACAAAAAGGUGGAGCUGGUCAGUAGAGUGGGACAUUUUUCAUCAUAAAGUGCUGUCUUUUUAUUUCAACGUUUAAAAAAUAGCAUUUUUUUUUUUCAUUGGACAUUACUCAUUGUUAUUUACAAAAAGAGAAAAAAGUUCUCUACAUUUCACACCCAAAAAUGUUGUGCAAUAUUUUUAACCUUAAAAAAUAAACCACUGACAUUUCAAGCAGACUUUUAUUUCUUUGAUUUUUUCCUACCAUUUCCAACAGUGUGAUCCUUAUGGGUCCCUUCCAACUUGGGAUAUUCUAUGAUUCUAUGACGUUUGGAACAACUCUUCCAGCUUUGGAGAUGUGCUGUGCCAAACUUCUGCUUGUGAGCAGCCAUAUUGUUCCAGACAGCAGUAAAACUUGAUCAGGGUCUGCAUUGUUACUGCGUGUUUGAGUGUCUCCUUUUUUUAUUAUUUAACAUUUUUAGGGAACAAGAAUGAAUACGAGAGGUUAACCAAUCACUGACCCCAGUCUUGCUUCUCUCAUUGAGAGACAUUGCUUGACAUCCAAACGUCUCUGCUUCCGCUUUCCAUUGGGCCAUGUGGGUUUUUGGUCUUAAAGGACAGUGACAUCUACCUUGCCAUUAAGUGUGUAAUAUACUGGAUGAAUGGAAAGAAAAAUUAAAAAAAAGAAACAUCCAAACAUUUUAAAAAUAAGGAAAAUUAUUACUUACAAAAACUGUGAUAUUAUCAUCCAAUUUUAGAUUAUUUUAUGAAACAGGAAAGCACAAAGGCCUCCCUCAGAUGCCGGGUUGUAUGAUAUUGUACUUAUUAUAGUUACACAUAAUGAAUUUUAGCAUACAGAUAUCUUUAUACUGUGUUUUAAAUCUUUUCUCUUUUUUUCCUUUUUUUUCCUCCCCUCCCAUGCCCAACCAAACCUCCCCUUUUCUCCCCAGACCUUUCUCACUCACCCAUUCACUCCAGCCGAUUUGCAGGACAUUAACGGUGUUAUGUAAUUACAGAGAUAAAUGUUUGUUUAAUAACUGUUGAUAUUCGACUUUCUCUGCUCAAUUCCUCCAGUUAAUUCUGUUUUCCCUCGCCCUGCCCCGCCCCAUACCAUGCUUUCCCUUCCCUCCUAUGUUUGUCAGGUUUUUUUUUUCUGUACAGUUUUCAGAGCACAAAAUGAAUGUGUCUUAUUUCUAAUAAAAGAGGUGUAAACUCUAG